AGCUUCCCCUUGCGGCCAUUACACCUUAAUAGUCAUUAGAAUCUUUUUUUGAAGUUGAAAUUCUCAGAGAGAGAUAACAGAGACACAGAGAGAAAGAAAAGAUGGCAGUUGGGUUGAUGGAAGUGCUGCUUGUGAAUGCAAGAGGACUUGGAGACACAGAUAUCAUUGGUCGCAUGGAUCCUUAUGUUGUAGUGAAAUACAAAAGCCAAGAGCACAGGACCAGUGUCGCCAGAGGACAAGGAGGCAAUCCGGUAUGGAACGAAAGAUUAAUUUUCAGGGUAGAGUAUCCUGGGUCUGGCGAGCAGUAUAAGCUCACCUUUAAAAUCAUGGAUAAGGACACCUUCACUCGUGAUGACACUGUAGGCGAAGCAACGAUCUAUGUUAAGGAGUUACUGGAAUUGGGUGUGGAGAAAGGAUUUGCUGAGAUAAAUCCUAAAAAAUAUAGUGUGGUUGCUGCGGAUAAAAGUUUCCGUGGAGAAAUCCAAGUUGGUGUAGUUUUCACCAAGAAGGCAGAACCGGAAUUUGGGGGACAAGCAUUUGGAGGAUGGAAGCAUAGUGAAUCAUAUUCAUAGGGAAAGAAACACUACUUGAACUGAGGUGUCCAGAGAAAUGGGCUGAUGUUGCCAGGCCGAUCCUUUGUUGCAGACUUGUAGUUACUGUUGUGGAGCUUUUGCUCAUUGAACCUCCGUGUAGUUGAUCCUUUCUAUUUUGAUACACUUGAAAUUCGUCAGUCAGUUGUAGUCUACUGAUUUUUCAGAAUUAUCGAUUUCGUGUUGUA
This is a messenger RNA of Argentina anserina (silverweed cinquefoil), 778 nucleotides long. Its product is annotated as 16 kDa phloem protein 1. The transcript has 5 exons. The coding region runs from base 102 to 572 and encodes 156 amino acids. The record is from RefSeq and is a predicted model, not a curated record. NCBI's taxonomy places the organism in Eukaryota, Viridiplantae, Streptophyta, Magnoliopsida, Rosales, Rosaceae.